GAGCAGAUGAAGGCCAAGCGCAAGGAGGAGCAGAUGAAGGCCAAGCGCAAGGAGGAGCAGAUGAAGGCCAAGCGCAAGGAGGCCGAGCUGCGCCAGGUGCAGUCCCAGGCCCACGGGCUCCAAAUGCGCCUCAAAUACUCCCAGAGCGACCUGGAACAGACCAAGACGCGGCACCUGGCACUCAACCUGCAGGAGAAGUCCAAGCUGGAGAGCGAAUUGGCCAAUUUUGGGCCGCGCAUCAACGACAUCAAACGAAUCAUCCAGGGCCGGGAGCGCGAGAUGAAGGAGCUGAAGGAGAAAAUGAACCAGGUGGAGGACGAGGUGUUUGAGGAGUUCUGCCGCGAGAUCGGGGUCAGGAACAUCCGAGAGUUCGAGGAGGAGAAGGUCAAGAGGCAGAACGAGAUCGCCAAGAAAAGGCUGGAGUUCGAGAACCAGAAGACGCGCUUGGGCAUCCAGCUGGACUUCGAGCGCAACCAACUGCGGGAGGACCAGGAGAAGGUGCUGAUGUGGGAGCAGGGCGUGCGCAAGGACGAGGCCGAGAUCGAGAAGCUCAAGAAGGAGGAGCAGCGGCACAUGAAGAUCAUCGACGAGACCAUGGCGCAGCUGCAGGACCUCAAGAACCAACACCUGGCCAAGAAGUCGGAGGUGAACGACAAAAACCACGAGAUGGACGAGAUCCGCAAGAAGCUGGGCGGGGCCAACAAGGAGAUGACCCACCUGCAGAAGGAGGUGACGGCCAUCGAGACCAAGCUGGAGCAGAAGCGCAGCGACCGCCACAACCUCCUGCAGGCCUGCAAGAUGCAGGACAUCCGCCUGCCGCUGGCCAGGGGCUCCAUGGACGACAUCAGCCAGGAGGAGGGUGGUGGCACGGGCGAGGACGCCGGGGGCAGCUCCCAGCGCAGCUCCAGCCUCUACGCGCGCGAGGCUCUGAUCGAGAUCGACUACAGCGACCUGCCCGAGGAGCUCAAGGAUGCCCAGGCCGAGGAGGAGAUCCGGCAGGAGAUGGCCGCCCUGCAGCAGCGGCUGACGGAGCAGCAGAGCGUCCUGCAGCGCAUCGCCGCCCCCAACAUGAAGGCCAUGGAGAAACUGGAGAGCGUCAGGGACAAGUUCCAGGAGACCUCGGAUGAGUUCGAGGCCGCCCGCAAGCGCGCCAAGAAGGCCAAGCAGGCGUUUGAGCAGAUGAAGAAGGAGCGAUUCGACCGCUUCAACUCCUGCUUCGAGGCCGUGGCCACCAACAUCGACGAGAUCUACAAAGCGCUGUCACGCAACAGCAGCGCGCAGGCAUUUUUAGGCCCCGAGAACCCCGAGGAGCCGUACCUGGAUAUCAAUGACAAU
Molecule: messenger RNA, 1335 nt
Organism: Zonotrichia leucophrys gambelii
Lineage: Eukaryota; Metazoa; Chordata; Aves; Passeriformes; Passerellidae
Product: structural maintenance of chromosomes protein 1A-like
Exons: 12
Biological process (GO): sister chromatid cohesion
Cellular component (GO): meiotic cohesin complex; nucleus
Molecular function (GO): DNA binding
Source: RefSeq, a predicted model, not a curated record